Molecule: messenger RNA, 2240 nt
Organism: Pyrus x bretschneideri (Chinese white pear)
Lineage: Eukaryota; Viridiplantae; Streptophyta; Magnoliopsida; Rosales; Rosaceae
Product: NAC domain-containing protein 71
Exons: 5
Coding region: 672-1781 (369 amino acids)
Biological process (GO): regulation of DNA-templated transcription
Molecular function (GO): DNA binding
Source: RefSeq, a predicted model, not a curated record
CUUUUUACUCUACCUUUCUUCCCUCCCACCCUCUCUUCUCCCAUUUUGUUUUCUUGACACUGACUCUUGUUCUACCAACAUCCCUUUCUUGGCCACAUUUUUCUAGCUGCCACUGCCAACCAUUCACAAAAAAAAAUUCAAUUUUUAACAAAUUUUGAAUCGGUGUAACAUCUGUGUAUUGCUAUAGGUUCUAGGUUCUGAUUUCGGAAUUAGUAACUAGAGUUUCUACUUCUAGAGCAAUCUCUCUCUUGGACAUUUUCGGUUUCGGUACAAGGAUUUGGCACCCUAGUUGUGAAAUUUGAGCAAUAUCAGCUUCUGGUAUUUGCUUCAAGGGAUCAAGUUUCGUUCAUUUUCAUAUGGUUUUGGGAAUUUAAAGAAAUAAGUUGUGAGGGGGAUUGGUGGGCAUCGAUCAUAAGAUAGCGGUUUUCGAGGACAAUGAUUCUGCUAGACAACGGGUGCACGCAGUCGAAAUUUUACUCACUUCUUGAUAAGAAAUCAAUUUUUGAUAAAAAUUUUUACUUCUGGAUUUUCCACAUCUUUAAUAGAUACAUUUUGGGAACUUAUUAGCUAUAACUUUCUAGCCAUUCUUCAUCAUAACAUUACAUAAAUAAUCUUCCUGGCUCUCUGUUCUCAUUUUUAUUAUUUUUCAUUUAAAUUGGGAUAUUGGAGUUAUGGGAGGAGCAUCACUGCCACCAGGUUUCAGGUUCCACCCAACUGAUGAGGAAUUAGUUGGAUAUUACCUUCAUAGAAAGGUGGAGGGGCUCGAAUUUGAGCUUGAAGUUAUUCCGGUGAUCGAUUUGUACAAAUUCGAUCCCUGGGAGUUGCCAGAAAAAUCCUUCCUCCCAAGACGUGACAUGGAAUGGUUCUUCUUCUGUCCUAGGGAUCGAAAGUAUCCAAACGGUUCAAGAACAAAUAGAGCUACUAAGGCAGGCUACUGGAAGGCCACUGGAAAAGACCGCAAGGUUGUUUGUCAAUCUGAUGUGACUGGGUAUCGCAAGACCCUUGUGUUCUAUCGUGGACGUGCUCCUCUAGGAGAUAGAACAGACUGGAUCAUGCAUGAGUACCGCCUCACCGAUGAUCUUGCUCCGGGGCCAUCAGGUCAUCAGGGAGUUUUUGCUUUGUGCCGUGUUGUUAAAAAGAAUGAGCAUGCACAGAAGACGCAUGAUUCCCAUGAAGGGCCAAAGGCCAAGGGGUUUGGAAGCGCUUUGAGCAAUAAGGAGGAUAUGACCUCAAUAAGAAUCUCAACCGACCCCUUAAGCAUCUCUGCAGAUAUAUUACAUUCGAAUUGCCUGAAUAACGAAAGUCAUUAUUCAAGCCGCGCUACUUCUCCAUAUGAAAUUAAUCCAAUGGCAGAGUUUGAGCCAGCUUUGGGAGAGACCAACUGUGCAGACUUUUGGGUCUCACCUGAUUUAAUUCUUGAUUCUUCUAAGGACUACCCACAGUUACAAGAAGCUAUGCCUGAUUACUUUCAGCAGUACGAGUUUCCAAGCACAAUGAUGCUGUUGCAGUCAUAUGAACCCAGAGAAUCACCUAGCUCAUCAUACUCAAAUUUCACAGGGGACCUUGAAAUGGCCGAUGAUGUGCAUCAAAUAGGUGGCAUGUCACCAUUCUCUGGACACACAGACUACGUGGGUUACUAUGGGAAUGAGGAAAUGCAAUUUGAAGGGUCUGAAACACGGGAUAGGCAAGCUCUAAUUUGCAGGGAAGUGAGUGCAGAUGGAAGUUUGGGGGAAUUAGGAGGACUUUGGUUACAGGAAGACAAUAUGGUCAUUGUGAUGUAGGGGUCGGCCCGGUGCAGGAUUGAUCAACCCGGUACAAUGUAUUGUGUCAUCCACAGUCGAUAUCCAAGACAACGCCUUUUAAUGUUGGUUCUUGGUAGUAUAAGAUAACUAUGAUCACUCGUCUUUUACAUAUAACGAGUGGCUUGUUUUCUUUUCAGGAGUAGCAUGUGUCCUUCAUCUGUUGUUUGGAGUUGUUUUAGAAGCCACUUCUGAACUUCCUACUUUGUUUUACUUUGCAAUCUGUUAGUUUCUCCGAGUGAAUCACUUUUAUCGAUUGCACUUGGUGUUGGUUUUUCUAUUUACUUGUAUGGUUUUAAAAAGUCUUAUUGUUAAAUAUGUAUGCUACCUUGUGGUUAUUAUCUAUACAGUGUAUUUUCCAUGCCUUGUGCAUGUAUGUGGAAGCAUCUUUUAUUUAUUUGAUUCCUUUUAUAUGAUACUAGAACUUAUGAACUUGUUAUA